Nymphaea colorata (pocket water lily) is the source of this 1006-nucleotide messenger RNA. RefSeq lists its product as uncharacterized. Bases 474 to 908 code for a protein of 144 amino acids. The transcript has 3 exons. The record is from RefSeq and is a predicted model, not a curated record. Lineage: Eukaryota; Viridiplantae; Streptophyta; Magnoliopsida; Nymphaeales; Nymphaeaceae.
UUCACUCCCAAAAACAGAAGAAGACAAUGAAGAAGAAAAUGACAUACAACCAUUGCCAUGAAUGGUUUCUGCGGGUGCAUCCUUUCACAUCAAUGGCAAGUAAGCAGGCAAGGCGUAAGCCAGGUGGCGUUCCAUGUAAGGCUGAGUUGGUUCUGGCAAAACUUAAGGUCUACCCACCUCCAAAAAAUGAAGAUCUAAGAACUUACAUGUGAAAUUGGUUGUGUUUAUUGGAUCUACCGCUAGAUCUAGUCCUCCUCCAAUUUCUCUGUUCUUUCCCCUGUUGAUCAUUACAGCACAGAGGUCAGGAUCGAUUGUUGCAGACAAUCACAUGUUAGAGCUCUGGCUUCAAUAUCAGGCUGCUUGAUUCGCAGAGAUUUGGAUUCGUUGUAUGGAGCCAGAAUGAAGGACUGCUGCUACCAGGAGUGACUCACAUGAACUGAUUUUGGACCACUCGAUCUUUCUAGCAUUCUGGGAUGCCUUCCUUUGUGGGUUCUCAAGGAGCUGUUCUGGUCACGGCUGCGGCGGUCUCUGGCACGCUAAUUCUCUUGCUUUUACGUCCGAAGAGGACGGUGGAAGCUGAUCAGGCUGCGGAACGUCGGCCAUCGAUCUUCUCAGACAAGAAAGGGGGAAAGAAGACAAGGACGGUGAGAAAGGUACAGUUCGCCACAGACGUGGUGGAGCCAUCUGGGGACAAUGAAGGUUACAGGAGAAGCGGAAGAAGAAGGCACGACACUGUUGCUUUGAGAUUGGAACGUGAAGACCGACAAGGAUGCCAUAAAUCUGCUCCUACACGCCACGCAAGAGCUGGUGCAGCGUCGUACCAUGGCCGAAAGAUGCCGGAAAACCAGGUGGUUUUGUACAAUGGUAUUCUCAGAGAUCGACUUCAGAGAAUGGCUAGCAUGUAUUGACUUUCACUGGAGCGCCCUUUUCAAAUCUCUGAUCUCUCGAGAUGUGAUGUACAUAGAUCACAGCAUAAUUUUAUCCAUUUUGAAACGAGUUCAUUUGA